This is a messenger RNA of Helianthus annuus (common sunflower), 573 nucleotides long. RefSeq lists its product as uncharacterized. The transcript has 3 exons. The record is from RefSeq and is a predicted model, not a curated record. Lineage: Eukaryota; Viridiplantae; Streptophyta; Magnoliopsida; Asterales; Asteraceae. Bases 1 to 573 code for a protein of 190 amino acids.
AUGGGUCCUAUUGUACGCGUACUUCGCCUUAUUGACAAUGAGAAAAAACCCGCGAUGGGUUAUCUAUAUGAACGUAUGGAAAGAUCUAAGAUAACAAUUGCAAAGGCUUUAGGUGAAAAUAGCGUUGAUUACCAAGUGGUGUCGGCUAUUAUUGACAAAAGAUGGGAUUGUCAACUCCACCAUCCAUUGCAUGCGGCAGGUUACUACUUUAACCCGGAGUUCUAUUGCUAUAGGCCUGAAAUUGAGCAAGAUCAAGUGGUGACGGAUGGGAUGAUCAAGUGUGUUCAAAGACUUGUUCCUUCAAAGGACAAACAAGACUUAAUCAUGAAGGAGAUGGUAAAGUGGGUAAACCAAGAGGGCCGUUUUGCUUUAGAUAUUGCAAAGCGAGCACAUUGCACAAUAGAUCCUGCUCAAUGGUGGAAUUUGUAUGGGAAAGAAGUCCCAAAUAUCCAACAAUUAGCUAUGAAAAUCCAUUCCAAGAAAAGGAACCGAUUAGAACACAAGAAGUUGCAAGAUCUUGUGUUUGUCAAGUACAACAAGACACUCAAGAACCGUCGUGAUAAAGAGGUUUAG